Molecule: messenger RNA, 1621 nt
Organism: Geodia barretti
Lineage: Eukaryota; Metazoa; Porifera; Demospongiae; Tetractinellida; Geodiidae
Source: the annotation of a GenBank genome assembly
AUGCGCGGAAGAAGCGGAGCCGUGACCUUUGACCUCAAGCUAAACACAAUGCAGCGAGAAGAAACAGCGUCGGAUUCGAGUCGACUUGAGGUCUACCCUCCAGUCCACCGGCUGGGAGUCGUGGGGAGGUGGGUACGAGCCAGACUACAGACGGAGAUCCUUCGCGGUACUCCGGUGCUGGUCCGUAUCCAGGGUCUCCGGUCUCCGUGGAGAAACGCGGUCAUGCAGGCCAGCAGCUUUCUCGGGGAAGAAGAGUUCUACAUGCUCCUGGUGGCUCUGGUGGUGUGGAUUGUCGACGCCAAGCUCGGGAGGUUGAUGGUACAGCUGAUGGGGAUCUGUUUCUAUGUCACUGGGUUUCUAAAGAACACACUGUGUCUGCCACGCCCCCCGUCGCCCCCGGUAACGCCGCUCCAGCGAUGCCAGGACUGGGGUCUGCCGAGUCACCAUGCCGUUCUGAACACCAACAUUCCCUGGUUCCUAUGGUUCUACCUCGACCAUCACUUCUCCCUCUCCCUCCCGACAAAAAUCUCCGUCUUUGUCGGAAUAGGCCUGUGGUCUGUUAGCGUGAUGUUUAGCAGAAUGUACCUCGGCGUGCAUAGUCCAGCCGACAUUCUGACUGGGGGCGUGGUCGGCUGUAUUCUCCUGGCGGGGUGGCUCCGGGCCUACGAGAGAGUGGAUGAUUACCUCUCCAGUUCUCCCUCUCUCCUCUCUCUCCUCGGGAUCGUCUGUAUCGUCGUUCUGCUGCUUAGCCUACACCCGGAUCCUUACCCCGUCACCAUAGUGUUUGCCGAGACUGUUUGCAUGACGGGUGUUGCCGUGGGUUUUGUUGUUGGACAGGUCCUACUGACUCCGCCCACCGGGGGGCGUGGUCUACUGGAAGAGGCGGGGCAGUAUAGCAGCCUGUUGACUGCCGUUUGGUGUGGUCUUUUGAGAUUCCUUGUUGGGUUGGUUGCCUUGGUGAUGUUGAAAGCAUUAGCCGAAAGAGGAGCAAAGAUUUUACUUCAAGCAGUGGCCCACGUUGCUGGGGUAACAACGGUGUGCAUUAAAAGGAAAUCCGAAGUGAGUAGUGAAAGAGUUCAUUACUCGGCCAAGUUCGUGGCAUUGAAUGAGAGCAAGACUGGAUCGGAAUGGAACCAGAAUAAGCUGACAUGGGUCUGGGACAGGGGACCUAUUAAUCUCGACAUUCCAGUCAAAUUCACUUCCUACACAUGCAUGGGAGUGGUUGCCGUGGCAAUAUGCCCCGCCUUGUUUUCAUUAAUCAACAUUUAGUGUGUGAACAAAAAAAUCAAUUAUAAUUCUGCUUGUACAACUGGCAAAUGAAUGACCUAAUGCAUAAUUUAAAAACACACAAUAUAAUUAUUAUCAUAACGGGGGGCCUGGACUAUGGGAGCGAGGGGAUGUCUAUGUCUGGUAUGGUGUCACGUAGUUUGCUGGGAACAUUCCCGUCGUGCCGUCCAGGAGCUGUCCACACCACCACACAUCAUCUUCCUUGGUGAUGAUGGUCACUAUGGCGCCUUCUUCUAUACUCAUCUCCUGGGAGCCUUGGGCCUCAUAUGAGUACAGCGCCACCACCUUGAGUAGUGAGGGGUGGGGUGGGGGGGAUGGAAUUUGAUCAACCAAA